AAAACAGAAAACAACGCAAUCCAUGUUGGCUACACAGACAGAACGAAACCGUACAUUGAAGAUAAAUUUAUAUUUUGAGUGUGGUUUUAUUCAUUGGGGUUCAAGAGUCGAAUGGAUUUUUGACUUUUCUGCACUUUAUUUUAACGAGAAAUCUUUUUUUUUAAGAUGGUUUUACAAAACAGCGGACGAUACCGGUCGGACCGUGGGCAAAGUGGAGCAGAUCAGGAGAACCAGGGUGACGGCUCCUCCAUGUCAGCCGCCAAGCGGCUGGAGCGCAGCCAGUUCACCGACGACAUGGACGCUCGCUUCGGCUUCGACAGGAUGAAGGAGCCCGGRGAGAGGACGGGUUGGCUGAUCAACAUGCACCCUACAGAGAUUUUGGAUGAAGACAAGAGGAUGAUCAGUGCUGUGGACUAUUAUUUCAUCCAGGAGGAUGGGAGCAGAUUCAAGGUGGCUCUUCCCUUCAAGCCUUAUUUCUAUGUCGCUACUAAAAUGAAUUGCGAAAGGGAGGUCAUCUCAUAUUUAUCGAAGAAGUUUCAAGGAAAAGUGGCAAAGCUUGAAAACCUUUCAAAAGAGGAUCUGGAUCUGCCGAACCAUCUGGUUGGCCUGAAGAGAAACUACAUCAAGCUGUCGUUCAACACUGUGGACGACCUCAUCAAAGUCAAGCGUGAGAUUGCUCCGGCCGUACGCAAGAACAGAGAGAGAGAGCAGUCCAACGAUGCCUACACGUCCAUGUUGUCGAGUGCCCUGUCAGGAGGCAGCGUGGCCCCAGCGGAGGAAGACGGGAAGUCUAAGAGUAUUUCAGAUCAGCUGGACAACAUCGUGGACAUGAGAGAGUACGAUGUGCCUUACCACGUCCGAUUGUCCAUUGACCUCAAGAUUCAUGUGGCUCACUGGUACAACGUUCAGUACCGUGGCAGCGCUUACCCACCGGAGAUCGUACGCAGGGAUGAUCUCGUGGAGCGACCGGACCCUGUCGUUUUGGCGUUUGACAUCGAGACCACCAAACUUCCUCUGAAAUUCCCCGACGCAGAGACGGAUCAGAUCAUGAUGAUCUCCUACAUGAUUGACGGACAGGGGUUUCUAAUCACCAACAGAGAGAUAGUCUCUGAGAACAUCGAGGACUUUGAGUUCACUCCCAAACCUGAAUACGAGGGGCCUUUUACUGUUUUUAACGAAGACGAUGAGGCCGCUCUGAUUCAGAGGUGGUUUGAUCACGUGCAAGAAACAAAGCCAAAUAUCUUUGUAACCUAUAAUGGAGACUUCUUUGACUGGCCUUUUGUGGAAACUCGGGCAGCCCUCCAUGGACUGAGCAUGCACAGGGAAAUCGGUUUCCAGAAGGACAGCCAGGGGGAGUACAAGUCCAGUCAGGCCAUCCAUAUGGACUGCCUGAGGUGGGUGAAGAGAGACAGCUACUUGCCCGUGGGGAGUCACAAUCUGAAGGCAGCAGCCAAAGCUAAACUGGGCUACGACCCGGUGGAGCUGGAUCCUGAGGAGAUGUGCCGCAUGGCAACCGAAGAACCACAGACUUUAGCGACCUACUCCGUGUCAGACGCUGUGGCCACGUAUUACCUGUACAUGAAAUAUGUUCACCCCUUCAUCUUCGCACUGUGCACCAUCAUCCCUAUGGAGCCUGAUGAGGUGCUGCGUAAAGGCUCAGGGACUCUGUGUGAAGCCUUGCUCAUGGUGCAGGCCUUCCACGCCAACAUCGUGUUCCCAAACAAGCAGGAGCAGGUUUUCAACAAGCUGACGGACGACGGCCACGUCAUGGACUCGGAGACGUACGUGGGCGGACACGUGGAGGCGCUGGAGUCCGGCGUGUUCCGCAGCGACAUCCCCUGUCGCUUUAAAAUGAACCCAGCUGCGUUUGACUUUCUGCUUCAAAGAGUCGAGAGAACCAUGCGGCACGCCAUCGAGGAGGAAGAGAAACUCCCUCUGGAGCAAGUUACCAACUUUAAUGAGGUGUGUGAUGAAAUCAAGAAGAAGCUGACGUCCUUGAAGGAGGUUCCAAACAGGAUUGAAUGUCCCCUUAUUUACCAUCUGGAUGUUGGAGCAAUGUACCCCAACAUUAUCCUCACCAACCGCCUUCAGCCGUCAGCUAUGGUGGACGAGGCCACGUGUGCUGCGUGYGACUUCAACAAGCCCGGUGCCUUGUGUCAGAGGAGGAUGGCCUGGCAGUGGAGGGGAGAAAUCAUGCCCGCGAGUCGCAGCGAGUUUCACCGCAUCCAGCAGCAGCUGGAGUCCGAGAAGUUCCCCCCUCUGUACCCCAACGGGCCGGCCCGGGCCUUCCACACCCUGAACAGGGAGGAGCAGGCCAAACAUGAGAAGAAACGUCUGGCAGACUAUUGCAAGAAGGCCUACAAAAAGACGCACGUGACCAGGCUGGAGGAGCGGGUCACCACCAUCUGUCAGAGAGAAAACUCCUUCUACGUCGACACGGUCAGAGCGUUCAGGGACCGGCGUUAUGAGUUCAAAGGACUUCACAAAGUGUGGAAGAAGAAACUUUCGGCAGCGCAGGACAGCGGAGAUGCUGCUGAGGUGAAGCGCUGUAAAAAUAUGGAGAUCCUGUACGAGUCCCUUCAGCUGGCUCAUAAGUGCAUUCUUAACUCGUUUUACGGCUACGUCAUGAGAAAAGGAGCCCGCUGGUACUCGAUGGAGAUGGCCGGCAUCGUGUGCUACACCGGAGCCAACAUCAUCACUCAGGCCAGGGAGCUUAUUGAGCAAAUAGGGAGGCCUCUGGAGUUGGACACUGAYGGUAUCUGGUGUGUCCUUCCCAACACCUUCCCGGAGAACUUUGUGAUAAAAACCAGCAAUGAGAAGAAGCCCAAAGUGCCCAUCUCCUACCCGGGGGCCAUGCUGAACAUCUUGGUGAAGGAGGGGUUCACCAACGAGCAGUACCACGAGCUGGUGGAGCCCACCACACUAGACUACAACGUCCGCUCGGAGAACAGCAUCUUCUUCGAGGUGGAUGGACCGUAUCUGGCGAUGAUCCUGCCCGCCUCCAAGGAGGAAGGGAAGAAGCUCAAGAAGAGGUAUGCUGUGUUCAAUGAGGACGGCUCUCUGGCUGAGCUCAAAGGUUUUGAAGUGAAGAGAAGAGGCGAGCUCCAGCUCAUCAAGAUUUUUCAGUCCUCUGUGUUCGAGGCUUUCCUCAAAGGUACCACCCUGGAGGAGGUCUACGCRUCUGUGGCCAAAGUGGCCGACUACUGGCUGGAUGUGCUGUACAGCAAGGCUGCCAACAUGCCUGACGCAGAGCUGUUUGACCUGAUCUCAGAGAAUCGGUCCAUGUCCAGAAGGCUUGAGGACUAUGGAGAGCAGAAGUCCACCUCCAUCAGCACAGCUAAGAGACUCGCAGAGUUCUUGGGAGACCAGAUGGUGAAAGACGCGGGUCUGAGCUGUCGCUAUGUCAUCUCCCGAAAACCGGAGGGUUCCCCCGUCACAGAAAGGUGAAGAAUCCUGUUCCAAGAGUGAGACAUCCUGACUGGCUUCACAAGAAACUCCUGGAAAAGAAUGACAUCUACAAGCAAAAGAAGAUCAGUGAGCUGUUUACCAGUGAGGGCAAGAGACAGGUGACCCACCAGCCUGAAGCAGGUGAAGCCCCAGACAUAGAGGACUUUGGGAUGCCAGCCAGACCUCUGCAGCCCGCCAUCCCCAUCUGCCACAAGAGGAAACGGGCCUCUCAGGGAGACRACAGCCAGGUGGAGUCUCAGGAUGUCGAGCUGACGCAGUCGUGGAGAGAAAUCCUAGGACCUCCCCCGCCGAUGGGAACGACACGGGAGGAGCUUCUUGUUUGGCUGCGCUAUCAUAAGAAAAAAUGGGAGCUGCAGCUGAGGCAAAGGAAGGAGAAGAAGAAGAGGAGGAAGCUGCUGGAYGGUGAAGUCCAACCUGUUGGUGGGGGGGUGAUCAGAGAUGGCCCCUCCACCAGCUUAGGAAGUUUCCUCCGCAGAACGGCCCGCAGCAUCCUGGACAUGCCGUGGCAGAUAGUGCAGAUUGCUGAGACGAGCCACCCUGGUCUGUACAAGCUGUGGGCUGUGAUUGGGAACGAUCUUCACUGCAUGAAACUCAACAUCCCAAGAGUUUUCUACGUCAACCAGAAAGUCCCAAAGCAGGAGGAGGGAGCCGUGUACAAAAAGGUGAACCGGAUGCUGCCUCGGUCCAACAUGGUGUACUACCUGUACCAGUACUCCGUACCAGAGGACAUGUACCAGAAGCACAUCAAUGAGAUCAACGCUGACCUCUCUGCUCCAGACAUCGAAGGCGUCUACGAAACACAGGUGCCCUUGUUGUUCCGUGCGCUGGUGCAGCUCGGAUGUCUCUGCAUGGUAAACAAACACAUCGUGAGGAAUCUGGCCGGCAGGGAGACCGACUCCUUUGAUCUGGAACAUUUGGAGAUGAGGUCUCUGGCCCARUUCAGCUACUUAGAACCCGGAAGCGUUCGCCACAUGUACCUGUAUCAUCACAGCCAAGGUCAGAAGGCUCUGUUUGGCCUCUUCAUCCCCUCUCAGCGCAAAGCUAGCAUCUUCAUCCUGGACACAGUUCGGAGCAACCAGAUGCCCAACCUGAGUAAUCUCUACACAGCUGAGCGCACCGCCCUCCUGGAGAAGAYGACGGAGGAGCUUCUGCCUCCAGAGAAACACACCUUCGAGGUUCGAGCUGAAAACGACAUCAAGGCGAUUUCCCGCUCGCUCCAGCGCAUCCUGCUGAGCUACAAGGAGGAGCGGCGUGGGCCCACCCUCAUCGCCCUGCAGUCUAACUGGGAGUUGCGUCGACUGGCAGCAGGGAUGCCGGUGCUCGAGGAGUUCCCCGUCGUCCCGGUGCACGUGGUCGAUGAGAUCAACUAUAACAUUCUGGACUGGCAGCGCCACGGGGCCAGACGAAUGAUCCGCAACUACCUCAACCUGGACUGCUGCUUGUCUCAGGCAUUUGAAAUGGCCAGAUAUUACCAUCUACCUGUGGGUAAUUUGCCCGAGGACGUGUCCAUCUUUGGCUCAGACUUGUUCCUGGCAAGACAUCUACGAAAACACAACCACCUGCUGUGGCUUUCACCGACAGCCAGGCCCGACCUCGGAGGUAAAGAGGCUGACGACAGUCGACUGGUCAUGGAAAGCGAUGACCGGGGCUCCGUGGAGAUCAACGCUCAGGGAUGUUAUUCCACAGUCUGCGUGGAGCUGGACCUGCAGAGCCUGGCGGUGAACACCAUCCUGCAGUCGCAGCACGUUAACGACAUGGAGGGCGGAGCCAGCCUGGGCGUCAGCUUCGAUGUGAUCCAGCAGGCGUCGCUGGAGGACAUGAUGUCAGGAAACCAGGGCGCCAGCGCUCUCGCUAGCUAUGAUGAGACGGCUCUCUGCUCCAACACUUUCAGGAUCUUGAAGAGCAUGGUGGUCGGAUGGGUCAGGGAGAUCACACAGUUCCGCAACAAGUACGCAGACAACCAGGUGAUACAUUUCUACCGCUGGCUGCGCUCGCCGAGCUCCCUGCUGUAUGACCCGGCUCUGCACCGCACCCUGCACAACAUGAUGAACAAAGUGUUUCUGCAGUUGGCUGCAGAGUUUAAACGUCUGGGCUCAGCUGUGGUUUACGGAAACUUUAACAGGCUCAUCUUGUGUACUAAAAAACGAAGGAUAGAUGAUGCUAUUGCCUAUGUAGAAUAUAUCACCAAAAGCAUACACUCMAGAGAAAUCUUCCACUCUCUGUCCAUCUCCUUCUCCCAGUGCUGGGAGUUCCUGUUGUGGAUGGACCCAGCUAACUUUGGUGGUGUGAAGGGCAAACUGCCAUCCAGUGUCCUGUAUGGAGAGGAAGGAACCAAGCAGAAGAAAAGCAGACAAGGAGAGGAAGACGAGGACGGGAGUGAAGAUGAAGAUSUCGCUGAGGAAGAUGAUGCCGAUGGAGAGCCCGAAGACGUCGAAGACUUGAUUGAAAGCAACUGGAACAUCAUGCAUUAUCUUCCCCAAACAGCUUCCUGCCAGAAAUACUUCCUCAUGAUUGUCUCAGCCUACAUUGCUGCAGUUUACCACAGCAUGAAGGAGGAGCUGAGACGUAACGCUCCUGGAGCCACGCCAAUCAAGAGACGCGGCGGCAGCCAGGCUUCCCAGCAGGCAGUUGGGGACUUGAGCGCACUUCCUGGCAUGAUCUCCUUCUCCCAGGAGUAUGUGGCCAGUGAGCUGACACAGAACAUUUUCACCAUCACCCAAAAGAUCCACAAAAAGGUGACGGGCUCCAGAAAUGUAACUCAGACGUCUGAGCUGUUCCCAGUCCUGCCCGGCUCACACCUGCCGCUGAACAAGCCAGCUCUGGAGUUCGUCAAAUAUGUCUGCCAGGUCCUUUCACUCGAUGCCAACAUUGUGAAUCAAGUGAACAAACUGAAGCGAGACCUCCUGCGUCUCGUGGACGUCGGGGAGUUUUCAGACGAGGCCCAGUUCCGUGACCCGUGUAACUCCUACAUCCUGCCCGAAGUCAUCUGCCACCACUGUAACUUCUGUCGGGACCUGGACCUCUGCAAGGACCCGUCAGUGGCACAGGACGGGUCYGUCUUGCCUCAGUGGUUCUGCUCAAACUGUCAGGUUCAGUAUGAGAAGGACUCGAUUGAGAUGGCUCUGGUGGAAGUUCUGCAGAAGAAACUCAUGAGCUACACACUGCAGGACCUGGUGUGCACCAAAUGCAAAGGAGUGAAGGAGGCAAACAUGCCCCUCUACUGCAGAUGUGCCGGAGACUUCGACCUCACUUAUACAACCAAGAGCUUCUCUGAGCAGAUCACGGUGUUUCGGAACAUAGCAUCCCACUACAGCAUGAGGUUCCUGGACGAGACCAUCGACUGGCUGCUUGUGAUGAGUCCUCAGAUCAGCUGCUAAAUGUGACGCAAAACCCCGAAUGAGGACUCUGAAUCUGGAGGAGAACCGUGUAAAUAUGUCUGAUUCCACGCUUUAUGACUGGAUUCAGGUUUUUGUAUGGAUUUCACAUUUUAAGAUGUUAAUAAAUAAUUACAGCAUAAAUAUUUGAA
Molecule: messenger RNA, 6994 nt
Organism: Austrofundulus limnaeus
Lineage: Eukaryota; Metazoa; Chordata; Actinopteri; Cyprinodontiformes; Rivulidae
Gene: pole
Product: polymerase (DNA directed), epsilon
Biological process (GO): mitotic cell cycle; leading strand elongation; DNA replication
Cellular component (GO): nucleus; epsilon DNA polymerase complex
Molecular function (GO): nucleotide binding; single-stranded DNA 3'-5' DNA exonuclease activity; zinc ion binding
Source: RefSeq, a predicted model, not a curated record